Molecule: messenger RNA, 1722 nt
Organism: Linum trigynum
Lineage: Eukaryota; Viridiplantae; Streptophyta; Magnoliopsida; Malpighiales; Linaceae
Source: the annotation of a GenBank genome assembly
CCCAUCAGUAGUUGGGCCCCCAAUUUGCCAAAAUAGAAAACGAGCGAUCAAUUCACCGGAGAACCCUAAAAAUAUUUUUCAUUUUCCAGUAGUUUCCGCAUCCUCAGCGCUCCCAACUUCCCUGAGAAAAUUACACAGGAAAACGAAGGUAAUAAUUCCUUUUUCUUUCCUCUUCCCUUUCCCGGAAAAAUCCACGAAAACGAUUCCAAUAUACUUCGCCGCCGCCUCUGUUGAACAUCCUGCUCCUACCUUUCUUGGCUUGUUUGUUUCUCGGGAUAACUCAAUUUCCGUCGUAGAAGUAAUCAAUUCAAUUCAGCGUCGUCUUCGUUUUCUCUUUUCCGCGAUUUCAAUUUUUUUUUUCUGAUUCUUUCAUUUCUUCAUUCUUCGCGAUAAUUCUAGGGUUUGAUUGAUGGCGGAUACUGAGACUAAUGGUGUCGCUACGAAUGAGGAGGAUCGGGAGGUGGAGAUCUUCUCGAGCCCCGACCACCGUGGCGACGGAGACGGCGAAGCCAAGUUGAAGCAGAAGACUGAAGCGCUGGUUCAGGAGAACGAUGAAUUGAAGGGCCAGGUCUCGCAGUUGAAAUCCGAGAUGGAAUCACUGAAAUGGGAGGGAUCGGAGAUGAUGCAGAGGCUGGAAGAGAUGGAGAGCGAGCUCGAGGAGGCGGAAGAGAACAAGAAGACGCUGGAUUCGAUAGCUUCUCGAGCCGGGGAGCUCGAGAUCGAGGUCUCGAGGCUCCAGCACGAUCUGGUUACGUCGAUGAGCCAAGGUGAUGAUUACGCUACCGAGGUUGCUAAUCUGAAGAAGGUGUUGGGAGACAUGGAGGUGAAGCUGGAGGAGGCAAAGAAACAGAAGGCUGAGAACGAGAAGAGAGUGAGGGAACUGGAGAGGAAAGUUGGGGUUCUUGAAGUGAAGGAAACUGAGGAGAAGAGUAAGAAGAUCAGGUUGGAAGAGGAGACCAGGGAGAGACUUGGUGAGAAGGAGAAGGAGCUGGUGAAGUACAAGAAACGAGUCGAGGAGUUGGAGAAUGAGCUGGCCAAGAAGGCCGAACUGGAAGAGAAGCUUAGGGUUUCAGAGAGCAGGGCUAGGGAAGUCGAAAUGAAGAUGGUGGAGUUGCAGAAAGAGGCUGAAGAUGCCGAGAAAGUGAUUGUAGCGUUGAAACAGAAGGCUGUUGAAACCGUGAAUGGGUUUGAGACAGAAGAUAGAGAGGAUCCAGAUGAGUUUGAGCAGUGGCCAGCUACUGCGGUGGUGAUUGGAUCAACAGGUGCUAUUGUUGUUGCUGCAGCUGCUGUGGCCUAUUUCAUCUACGCAAGGAGACAGUGAUCAUCGAUUUUCUUGGAGGUUAGAUUUGUGUCAUCUCUGGUAACUCAAGCUACUACUGAAAUGGGUAGAAAGAGCUAGCUAUCCAGUUUUGUGCAUGAUUACAGUAGUUUUGCGUUUGCACUGUGAAGGGGUUUUGCUGGUCAGAAUCUUUAGUUGAAAUGUUCAUCUGUCCCAAUUGGGAGAAUCGCAAAGAUUUUCCUAUGUAGCUGGAAGGAUUGAGAUUCUAGAGUUUGUUUUCUGCCCCUGCACGUUAUGUUUGCAAUUCCUGUAUUAGAAGAUAGUUGAUAUUGUGAAGUAUUAUCUUCUGAAUAGUAUCUCAGUGUUCCACUAUUUUUUUUUUUUUUUUUUUUUUGGCUUGUCUGGUGUGGUUGGGAUGAACCGGAUAAAGCAUUCAUUCGAUU